GCGCGCCAAGCGCAAGGUGCACAUGCUGAGGCGCAUGCGGAAGAUCAGGCCCUUCGGCAAGGCCAUCACUGGCCACAAGGCGCAGUCUAUCGGCCGCGUCAUCCGUGCUGGCGCCUUGCCCGAGGCCACCUACGGCAGUGAGGUCGUCGGGCUCAGCAACUCGGAGUCGCUGAG
Prorocentrum cordatum is the source of this 174-nucleotide messenger RNA. NCBI's taxonomy places the organism in Eukaryota, Dinophyceae, Prorocentrales, Prorocentraceae. The record is from the annotation of a GenBank genome assembly.